UACGUUGAUCAACAAGGAGCAAGUGUGGGACCCAUGGUCUGUAAAGUUCAGUGAAAGCAGCGGGACGAUCAUGGUAACCUGUGACGCAAGUGACACGAUCAAGGUGUUCUCAUUACAGUGAAACAGUUCAAGUCUUUCCUCCCAAGUACCACAUGAAAGGCCCUCUUACUCCAGUGUCAGGAUCAAACACUUGCUUAUACAUAUUUUGAACUUACUAGUACAUAUUUUGAACUUACUAGUACAUAAUUUGAACUAACAUGUACAUAGUUAAAACUUACUAGUACAUAGUUUGAACUUACUGGUAUAUAUUUUGAACAUACAAGUGCAUAGUUUGACCUUACUAGUACAUGCAUGUAUAUUAAGCUUACUAGAACAUAUGUUUUGUUCGCUAUAAUUGAUUUUUAAUGUAAAUAUUGUACAGUUUUGUAAAAAAGAAAAAGAUCAAUGAGAUUUUACCGCACCAAGAAAAUUGCGUAUGUUGCUGAAUUAAGGAUAAAUCUUUUUCCAUUGAAGAAGCUCUCCCAGAAUCGUUUAUUCACAAAUUAAUUUACAGAAUUUAGUCAAAUUUAGAAAAUGAACAAAUCAUAAUUUAUUGAAUAAUUUAUUACAUUAGAUUAACAUGUUGUAUCUUAAAUGUCAUUUUCUAUGUAAAUAAGCAAUUUUGUAUAUGUACUGUUUAAGGUAAGCAGAUAUGUUUCUAUGAAACAGUUUAUACGUAUCUAUGACAAUCGAAACGUUUCUUUUGCUUCCGUUACAUCACUUGCUUGAAUAUAAUGUCACAUUAUGUAAAAUAAAAUCUUUGAUCGUGUCUAUUUAAAGUAAAGUUUGAAAAUAUCCAGUUUUAAAAACCUUAACAUGCUGGACCGAUGAAUUAGCCUUUCCGUCCAAGAUAGAGCCAGCUCAGCCUGUAAUUUCCAUGCAGGCUCCAUACUGUUGGUAGCUUAUUUUUGUAUUUCGAUAUCAAGCUCUUAAACUUUAAAGUGACGUUAUGUCCACACAAGGCUAUAUAAUGAGUGAACAGGUGAAAGUCAAAUAAAUUUACAUUUUACCAUAAUUCCUUUCAGUUUUAUAAUUUACUUUGCAUGUACAAUAUAUAACUGACAUGUCCCAGGGGAUUCUUUUUAGAUAUUCAUUGGAAAUUUCCUGAAACGUUCAAUUUUAUAAAAAGAAUUGCGCAGUCUUUUUAUAUUUUAGAAAGACUUGUAUUUUAUCUUAAAUAUUUUCUCUUAUCAACUGUCGGGCAAUCACCAUUUCUACAGUCAAUCAUUUGAAAUAUAAAAUAGCACAACUUGACAAUGAAAAAAAUGAGCAUAAUGUCACUAUAAAUGAACUAUUCCAAAUGCAAGACAGGGCAAAUUCAUUACAUAAAUCCAUGAGGUUAAGUUCAAUAAUCUAUUUUAGUUCAUUUCCUCUUGGUGUCAAUGAAAUUUCUGUUUGAAACUCUAUUUUUCCCAUGUAAAGCUUUAUUAAUGACAUUUUCAAUAAAAUGUUUACAUAGAUUAGAAUAACGGAUAUUCAAAUUUGGCAUGUUGAAACAAAAUAUAAAUUUGCCUUAUCUAAAUCGUUAUCAUUCUUCUAUAUUAAUACCAUGUACCACUCUGUCAUGGAGUAUUUAAUAUAUAAAAACGUUUUGGAUUUCUAACACUGAAAAAAAUACAUAUUCUGAUAUAACAAUUACUAGACGCAUAUGUGACACACGUUAAUGUCAGUUAUUAUCAUUAUUAUUACUGCUUUGUUAUGUUUUUACUUAAACAUGUAUAGCUUUCCAAAUAUGCUGAAAGCAAAUUCCAUUUACAUUUAUUAGAAAUGUGUACAAUCAUUUAUCUGUCAAUAACAGUAGUUUGCUUUGUUCUUCAUGUCCCUAAUAUAUUAACCUUGGUGUUUACGUUAUCACUGUACAUUUAUUAAAAGUAAAUAACUACCAGAUUUUAUUGUUGCCACGUUAUUUGCUGAUAGAAACCAUAAACAACACUGCUAUGUAGUCAUUGUUUCUAUGUCUGUGUCUGUGAAACGUUACACAUUUGAUUAAAGAUACCAAAAAGGAUAAAAAUGUUCGAUAUUAAAAUUCAUUGUCACAUUGACUAGCAAUGUAACAAAAUAAUAUCUUUUAGUAAUCAUUUCCGAAUUGAUGUGCAUUUUAAAAGAGUAAGUGUAAAAAGGAUGACUUUGAAGUGAUCACAAUGGUUUAUACAACGAACGGUACGGUGAAUGUUUCGAGCCCUCCGCAGUUGACAUUAAAUUAUGCGACAAUAUACAUCGUAUGGGAUGUAAUGUACGGACUGAUCGCCGUGCCUACAAUUAUUGGCAACAUUCUUAUUCUGUUGUGUUUAUCAAAAUUUCGUGAAAGUAAAACCAGUCUCCAUAUUUUGGUAGGGAACCUCGCCGUGUCGGACCUUAUCAUGGGAUUUUUGCUUCCAUACUGUAUCAUUAUUGAUACCCUUCAACUCAACUCUGACAAAUAUUUUUGCCUGGUCAAAUGUUCAUUGAUAGUGUUCGCCAUAGGAAUAUCGUCAUACGGCCUUCUAUUGGUGUCGAUUGACCGCUUUUCUGCCGUCUGCUUUCCGUACAAGCAUCACAAGACCCUGAGCACAAACAAGAUCAUUAUCAUGCUGACGAUUGGAUGGACUUAUGUGGCCAUUUUCGCGUCAUUUCCGUUAUCCGGAUGGAAUUUCUAUGAUAUAAAUACACCGUAUAGUUGUACGCAAGAUGAAGUUUUGACGCCAAUAUAUGCCAAAGUAAUGAAUUGUACCUUUAUCAUUUUCUUGGGUAUAAAUCUGACACUUUACAUCGUCGUUGUGCGAAUCUCUUUAAAGAAGGCGAGAAAGGUCCAUGCUGAGCAGAAUAUUGUAUUUGACUGUAAAGCGAAUACGAAAGAACUUUACAGAAUAAAAACAAUGGCAAUCGUUCAGGGACUUUUCGCGAUUUGUUGGUUUCCUUACGUUUUGAUCUCCAUCGCCAUUUCAUUUUCGGAUAACCGUAUUUUAAAAAAGAGUCAAUAUUGGAGUGUCAUUCCGGGUUUAUUAAACUCUUCAAUAAAUUGGGUUGUUUACGGAUACAGAAAUGAGCAACUUAGGAGAGAGUUCAAAAAACAUUUUACGUGUGGUUUUAAAAUCUGACAUUUUUAUUUUAUCAUUUUAUAAACUCACUUGAUCGGGAUAUAUUUUAGUAAGAUAUGAACGAGGACUGUGUCAUGUCAUGGGCACAUUUCUUUGAUUUAUGAUUUGUUAUUCAUGUAUGUCUAUAAAAAAAACGUUUCUACCCAUUCAAGUAGUCAGAAAUACCCAAGUUCUGCCGAUAUCAGUAGACUUAUCAAAAACCGGAUGACAUUUAUAAAAGAGGCAAUUUUUGACCAACCUAUUCCUUUAUUAUAAUCAGACGGUUUGAAACGCGUGAAUAUUGAAAUUAUUCAGAAUUAACAGAUCAUUUCAAUAAAGUAUAAGAAUUAACUGUUCACUUCAAGAAAGUGUAUAUCAACUAAUUAUGAAAUGAGUAUAGGAGCUUGUGGUGAAAUAUCUGAAAAUAUUAUUCUUAGGACUUAAUAUGAUUUUAUCAAGCAAUUACGAUUUCCUUUGAAGGCAUUUUACGAGUGUACGAACAUUUCAAAACGAGACAUUUUCCAUUUGAAUGUUGUCGGAAGUCCUCGGCUUUUUACAGCCUUAAAUACCAUCGAAAUGUUGAGGAUGAUUUGGCUGUUUAUUGCUCUUUGUGAGGCGAAUAGCGCUUAGAGUUCCUUACCUUUACUAGGUUAUAUGCGCAGUACUUCCAGUGCUUUGAU
Ruditapes philippinarum (Manila clam) is the source of this 3775-nucleotide messenger RNA. RefSeq names its product octopamine receptor-like. Gene Ontology annotation, cellular component: membrane. The transcript has a single exon. Gene Ontology annotation, biological process: G protein-coupled receptor signaling pathway. The record is from RefSeq and is a predicted model, not a curated record. The coding region runs from base 2181 to 3116 and encodes 311 amino acids. Gene Ontology annotation, molecular function: G protein-coupled receptor activity. NCBI's taxonomy places the organism in Eukaryota, Metazoa, Mollusca, Bivalvia, Venerida, Veneridae.